Phaethon lepturus (White-tailed tropicbird) is the source of this 1897-nucleotide messenger RNA. Its product is annotated as patatin-like phospholipase domain-containing protein 2. The coding region runs from base 1 to 1416 and encodes 471 amino acids. The record is from RefSeq and is a predicted model, not a curated record. Gene Ontology annotation, biological process: lipid homeostasis; triglyceride catabolic process. Gene Ontology annotation, cellular component: membrane; lipid droplet; cytoplasm. Gene Ontology annotation, molecular function: triacylglycerol lipase activity. NCBI's taxonomy places the organism in Eukaryota, Metazoa, Chordata, Aves, Phaethontiformes, Phaethontidae. The transcript has 9 exons.
AUGUGGGCACCAGCUCUUAGUGGCUGCGAAUGGGAGGUGAAGCAGCUGGAGAUGGAGACGUCAAGCAGUGUGUUGCGUAUAUGGAUUAGAGUUGAACAGCAUUGUCAGGAGAAGGCUGGUUUUGCUAGGAUUUCAUGGUGCAUUUUUCUUGUUGCAGGUGAGGCUGGCGCCAGCAUUAUUCGAGUAUCAAAAGAAGCCCGGAAGAGGUUCUUGGGCCCACUCCACCCAUCUUUCAACUUGGUGAAGAUCAUUCGGAUCUGCCUGUCCAAGACUGUGCCAGAGAAUGGGCAUGAGGUUGCAGCAGGACGUUUGGGUAUUUCCCUGACACGGGUCUCUGAUGGAGAAAACGUGAUACUGUCAGACUUCAAUUCCAAGGAGGAGCUGAUCCAGGCUUGUGUCUGCAGCACCUUUAUCCCUGUCUACUGUGGCCUGAUACCUCCAACCUUGCGUGGAGUGAGAUACGUUGAUGGAGGGAUUUCUGACAACUUGCCACGAUAUGAGCUGAAGAACACAAUCACGGUGUCUCCAUUCUCAGGAGAGAGUGAUAUCUGUCCACGGGACAGCUCCACAAACAUGCAUGAGCUGAGAGUCACCAAUACAAGCAUCCAGUUUAACCUUCGCAACCUGUACCGCCUCUCAAAGGCCCUGUUUCCUCCAGAGCCACAGGUGCUGCGGGAUAUGUGCAAGCAGGGCUAUCGGGAUGCACUGCACUUCCUGAAAAAGAAUGGUCUCCUUCAUCGUCCAAGUCCUGCCCGUCCUCUCCUUGCCAUAGAAGCUCCCCCAGAAGAGAAAAAAGAGGAAGAAACAGAAGCUGAGGACCAACUAGAGGACAACACUGCCCUUGCUGUUGUUGAAGAGCACAUCUUUGAACACUUGCCUCCCAGACUGAACCAAGCUCUUCUGGAGGCUUGUGCUGAAAGAAGAAGUUUCUUGACUGGUAUCACCAACAUGCUGCCUAUACGUGUAGCCACGGCAAUGAUGGUUCCCUAUAUGCUGCCUCUGGAGUCUGCAGUUUCCUUCACUGUCAGGUUGCUGGAAUGGCUCCCAGAUAUCCCUGAGGAUAUUAGAUGGAUGAGGGAGCAGAUAACUGAAAUCUGCAACUAUCUUGUGAAGAAAGCCAAGAAGAAACUGGGCAGCCAUCUUUCAGCCAGGCUUUACUAUCACCUUGAGCUUGGAGGGCCCCAGAGCCUGCCAAUUUCUUCUGCACCGGCUUGUGGUGAAGCACUGCCUAUGUGGAUGAGAAGCAACCGUUCCCUGUCUGAUGUCAUGAUGAAAUGGGAGGACUACCAGCGCCAGCUCAUGAUGGGCUUACUCUGCAUCAAUGUGGACAUGCAGGCCUCCCUCUUCCCUCGGGAAGGGUUUCAGAUGAAGCUUCCACCUCUAGACUGUGCAAAAGAGUGCCUGCCACUCUUCUGAGCCUGCUGCUGUGAGAGGAUGAGGGUGGGUGGGAAGGGGAGCAAACAGGGUGGGACCAGUCUCAUCCCUCAGCAGCGGGGCUGCCCUGUGCUCACGAAUAUGCUGCAAAGGGGAUUUCCCUGGGAUGGAGACUGGUGGAAUUGACUGUAGCCAUUCGUUGCCCACUGGACUAGGCAAGGGAUCUCAGUGUUCAAAGGCACACGUGGGCUGAUACCUUGCUCUAGACUUGUGUUGAGGCCUGGACAUUGCCCAUGACCAGGCUGAUGCUGACCCAGCUGGGCUCUCCCAAAUAAUGCACUUUGAAUUGCCGUUGGCUUUUUACCGCCAAGUAAUCAGGACGUAGAUGACGCGCUCAAGUUCAUACAGCUUUUAGCUUUCUUUGUUUUUUAAGAGCAUGAGUCUUGGUCUUUUUUAAAUCAUCUGACAUCCCUUAGCUCUUUGUGCUACUGAAAGUUUCAACUUUCAGUAGCCUCUUGCCAAA